GUUCACUGGCCCUCUCUCAUUGACAUUAUCCUUCCCUUGAAUUGUGACGAUGGCGUCUAUGGACACUGAUGAACAGUCUGUCGUACUACCUGCUAGCACUACCUCUGGCCUCAACAUAUCUUUGCACCCCUUGCCGAUCCUUAACAUCUCAGAACAUUUGACGCGACUGAGACUUCAAGCAAGGACGAACUCACCAUUUGUGCUCGGCGCUCUGCUCGGGACUCAGAAUGGCCGUGAAGUGGAGAUCGUGAACACUUUUGAGCUUGCUACGGAUGUCAACGACGAGAACAUAGUGGACCAUGCUUUUCUAGUCACCAGAAGGGAUCAAUACAAACAGGUCUUCCCGUCUCUCGAGUUCAUAGGGUGGUAUACUGUCGCACCCAUACCUACAGCAAGACAUAUAGUCCUACACGAACAAUUUACUGGGUACUGCUCCACGCCACUUCUUCUCCUCUUGCAGCCCUCGUCUACCAACAGCAUACCUACUUCUGACGUCUUGGGCCAAACUCUUCCCUUUACGGCAUAUGAGCCGACCGUGGAGAUCCGGGAUAAGAAAACUCGAUCUGUUUUUAUCGAAGCAUCGUUCAAGGUUGAGACUGGCGAAGCAGAGCGCAUCGCUGUUGAUUGGACUGCCAAGGGGGGUGUAGGAGGCACAAGCUUGGAGUCACAUCUACAAACGCAACGAGCGGCUGUCAAGAUGCUUCACGAGCGUAUAUUGAUUCUGGUGCAAUAUGUGACCAAUGUGAUCGCAGGUCAAGUGCCAAAGGAUCAUAUGACCUUGCGAUCCCUGUCUGCGCUCAUAGCAUCACUUCCCGCUAGCGAAAACGAGAGUUUCCGCCAGGAGUUCGAUACAGAAUACGAGGAUGUGCAAUUGACAGCCGUACUAUCGUCGUUGACCAAAUCUGCUAACAUACUGAAUGAUCUGGUGGACAAACAUAUAGUAAUGACCAUGGGUGUACGUGACGAGCGGUCUCUGCCAGGCCCUCGUCGACGCAUGGGAAGAGCCAGUGAAUGGGGAAUGCAUCCAUGAGCGAAUUACUCUUGUAACGCGUGUCAGACCUAGCGCUUGUGCCGAUAGUAUUGUAUCAUAUUUGCAACUUUACGACUUUGUCCCCCUAAUUUAUUGAGCACAGCAGCAAUUUAAUGCUGACACG
Messenger RNA from Coniophora puteana RWD-64-598 SS2, 1154 nucleotides. RefSeq lists its product as uncharacterized. Lineage: Eukaryota; Fungi; Basidiomycota; Agaricomycetes; Boletales; Coniophoraceae. Gene Ontology annotation, cellular component: COP9 signalosome. The transcript is spliced from 9 exons. Gene Ontology annotation, molecular function: protein binding; metallopeptidase activity. The record is from RefSeq and is a predicted model, not a curated record. Bases 50 to 1030 code for a protein of 326 amino acids. Gene Ontology annotation, biological process: protein deneddylation.